AAGACAAAACUAGGCCAAGCGGCAGGACGAAGCAACAAGCAAAAAGAUCCAAUCAUGAUGAGCGAACAAAAACCUCCCAACAGAGGCAAGAACUUGGACCCUCCUCACUCCGUCUCCCCCGCACCCAUCACGUUGGCGUCCCCCUUUCCAGGAUUCUCCUCUCCCCCAAUCGCCGAUAAAACGGAAAGAAGUGGAUCAAACAUCACCAAAAAGAUCGGUGGGGGGAAGGGGGGGGGGGGGAUAAAGAAACCGAGAAAGGCGAAAAGCGGAAGGUAGAAAGUUUCUCCCCGCGAGAGGCAGCUCGGCAGUCCGGCCCUAUCCGUCUAUUCCAUAUCGUUUCCGCAGCUCAAGAUGAGAUUUUGAUGCCGGAAUCCAGCUUUUGAGGCUAUUUUACCGCCUGGGUGUCUUAUCGAUUACCGCCUGUUUUCUCCCAAUUUGGGCGGCUCGCCAUUUUUUGCAGGAGAUUGCUGCCCUUCCUCGAAUCCUGCCAAGUUUUACUGUUCAGUGGGGAAGCUUGUUCUUGGCACAUUCUCUGUCACAAUGGAUGAUGGAGCUGACUUCCCUUGCCAAUUGCUCUUCUCCCACCCGGAGAUGCCUGACAACUUCGACGAAUUCUUGAACAGCACCACAACGAGCUGCACCCACACGCAUAACUGCAACCCUCCCGGCCCGUCAGCCGCCAUGCACACCCACACGUGCCUACACACGCACACCCAGGUCUUCGCCGGCGACGGCGGCGAGGACGACGACGCCAGAGAGGACCCGACGAAGCCACGGAAACCGUUGGGGAACAGGGAGGCCGUGCGCAAGUACCGGGAGAAGAAGAAGGCGCACACGGCGUUCUUGGAGGAGGAGGUCAAGAAGCUCCGUGCCGCCAACCAGCAGCUCCUGAUGCGGCUGCAGGACCAUGCGGCUCUGGAGGCAGAGGUGGUGAGGCUGAGGAGCCUCCUGCUCGAUGUCCGGGGCAAGAUCGACGCGGAGGUUGGCCCGUUCCCGUUCCAGAAGCAGUGCAGUGUUGGCUCUGUGGUGUGUGCUGAUCCAGCAAUGUGCUUCAACGAUAAUUCUGAGGUAGGAGGAGCCCGGGAGGAGAGCUCUAGACCGGCAGCUGCAGAUUGCAGGAUCGAUGAAGGUGGCGGCAUGACACAAUAAAUUGAUGUUCCAGAAGGUUUGCAUCAUUCCAUGGAUAUUGUUGCAAGCUUUGUGAGUUCUGAUUCUCUGGCUUAACGAAUGCGUUUGCCUGAUUGGCAAUUUUGGGACCGCUGCAACUUCUUGGGCCUUAAUUAAGGGGCAAAAAUUUUGAUGGUUACAGUACUCAUGGAAUAAAAUGGCGAUGAACUGACAAUGAGUAGAACUGUCUUGCUGUUUUUAUGUUUGAGUAUUUGUUGUGUGAUUAUUCAGAUUGUACAGAAUACUUGUAUAAUGCAGUGGCACUGGAAAGAUGCUAAUACUCAUUUGUCUUCUUCGAAUUUAUACUGAAAGCAUGUGAAUGAAGUAUACUUGACCUCU
Messenger RNA from Phragmites australis (common reed), 1506 nucleotides. RefSeq names its product basic leucine zipper 19-like. Gene Ontology annotation, biological process: regulation of transcription by RNA polymerase II; DNA-templated transcription. NCBI's taxonomy places the organism in Eukaryota, Viridiplantae, Streptophyta, Magnoliopsida, Poales, Poaceae. The transcript has 2 exons. The record is from RefSeq and is a predicted model, not a curated record. Gene Ontology annotation, molecular function: DNA-binding transcription factor activity, RNA polymerase II-specific; RNA polymerase II cis-regulatory region sequence-specific DNA binding. The coding region runs from base 541 to 1149 and encodes 202 amino acids.